This is a messenger RNA of Didymodactylos carnosus, 246 nucleotides long. Lineage: Eukaryota; Metazoa; Rotifera; Eurotatoria; Philodinida; Philodinidae. The record is from the annotation of a GenBank genome assembly.
AUGUCUCUACACUGUACUCGAGCUACUUAUGGUUAUUUUAUUCAUAAAGUUGAAAAACGACGUAUCGAUUUAACAAGACAUUUACUGUAUGCAUGCUCAAAAUUUAUUGUCGCAGCUAUAGCUCAUAUUCAUUUGUAUACACUAUACAAAUGGUAUCGUGAUUAUGGAUACGGAACAGUGCAACUGAAAUUACCAGCAGUUGAGCAGAGAGAUGAUGACGAUUAUGCGAAAGAAAAUGAUGUGUAA